This is a messenger RNA of Ostertagia ostertagi, 915 nucleotides long. Lineage: Eukaryota; Metazoa; Nematoda; Chromadorea; Rhabditida; Trichostrongylidae. The record is from the annotation of a GenBank genome assembly.
AUGGACGAGUUGACGUCAUCGUCUUCGUUGAAUUCAGAAUGUCCGUUCCACGAGCGCGAACGAACGCCCAUCAUCGGCAUCAUUACGCGUGUGAAUCUGGUGCACGAGUGCAACGUGCAACUGGCGUUGUUUCGCAACGCGACGCAGGGUAUAGGAACGAGUCACGACGGUGCAUCUCUAAGAAGAGAAGUCGAAACUGCUGGCCGGGCAUGUCUAAAAGCAUGUGAAGCCGCGAAGAAUUGCGUUUUACCGCAAUUACGGCACGAAGUUAUGGAGUCAUGGGCGUUAGAGUGCUACAACAAGAUUGCUAAUAUGGAAGCAAUGUUGGUGACGUUGGAAAACCUGAUCACCGUCCAUUUCUCCACAAGCGAAUCGUCUCCCACCGACAAGGUAACUCCACGGCGGCGACGAGCGACUUCGUGUCGACCGCAAUCUCAAGACGAGCUACGCCUGACCACUGCCCCUCCUUCGUACGAUAUUUGUGUGCCGUUCGUCCGCUGCGCGUCCGCUCGCUUACUUGUUAACAUAUCGAUCAUGCGCUUGCGCCACGGGCGGCACCAUUGUAUGUGUUUUAUGGAUUGCGGUUAUUCAGCUCAACACAUCGCUAGCAUCUUUUGUCUCCCCGGUUCAGCACAUCCCGCUCGCCCGCCCAAUCGCCGACGCCGCCCUGCCGUACCUACUGACUUCAUGUGUCACACUCGCCUACACGGAACUAUACGCACUUUGCGCUUCACCGUAAUCCGCCGUGGGUCCUGCAGCGCGCUUCCAUGUGUGGCUACUACGGUCGCUCCGUUUUUCCAGUGUGUGCAUUUCUGUGGUUUGUUGGUGGUAGUUACAUUUCUAUGUAUGUUUUCGUUAUUGUCCCUCAAUGCGUACACCUCCUUCCGCACAUCUGGGCAUCUAGCGCGAUUCUGA